This is a messenger RNA of Lontra canadensis (Northern American river otter), 5088 nucleotides long. It is a transcript of the gene RPTOR, whose product is annotated as regulatory associated protein of MTOR complex 1. Gene Ontology annotation, biological process: TORC1 signaling; positive regulation of protein serine/threonine kinase activity; positive regulation of cell growth. NCBI's taxonomy places the organism in Eukaryota, Metazoa, Chordata, Mammalia, Carnivora, Mustelidae. The record is from RefSeq and is a predicted model, not a curated record. The coding region runs from base 15 to 4022 and encodes 1335 amino acids. Gene Ontology annotation, cellular component: TORC1 complex; cytoplasm. Gene Ontology annotation, molecular function: protein binding; protein-macromolecule adaptor activity. The transcript has 34 exons.
CCCCUCCCCCGCUGAUGGAGUCCGAGAUGCUGCAGUCCCCUCUCCUGGGACUCGGGGAGGAAGACGAGGCCGACCUUACGGACUGGAACCUGCCUUUGGCUUUUAUGAAAAAGAGGCACUGUGAGAAAAUCGAAGGCUCCAAGUCCUUAGCGCAGAGCUGGAGGAUGAAGGACCGGAUGAAGACGGUCAGUGUGGCCUUAGUUUUAUGCCUGAAUGUCGGCGUGGACCCUCCGGAUGUGGUGAAGACGACCCCCUGUGCGCGUUUGGAGUGCUGGAUCGAUCCUCUGUCGAUGGGGCCUCAGAAAGCUCUGGAAACCAUCGGUGCAAAUUUGCAGAAGCAGUACGAGAACUGGCAGCCACGGGCCCGGUACAAGCAGAGCCUCGACCCGACCGUGGAUGAAGUGAAGAAGCUGUGCACGUCCUUACGCCGAAACGCCAAGGAGGAGCGUGUCCUCUUCCACUACAACGGCCACGGGGUGCCCAGGCCCACCGUGAACGGGGAGAUCUGGGUCUUCAACAAGAACUACACGCAGUACAUCCCGCUGUCUGUGUAUGACCUGCAGACGUGGAUGGGCAGCCCGUCCAUAUUCGUCUACGACUGCUCCAACGCCGGCUUGAUCGUCAAGUCUUUCAAGCAGUUUGCCCUGCAGAGGGAGCAGGAGCUGGAGGUCGCUGCCAUCAACCCCAACCACCCGCUCGCACAGAUGCCCUUGCCGCCGUCCAUGAAGAACUGCAUCCAGCUGGCGGCCUGUGAGGCCAACGAGCUCCUGCCCAUGAUCCCCGACCUCCCGGCCGACCUGUUCACGUCAUGCCUCACCACCCCCAUCAAAAUCGCCCUGCGCUGGUUUUGCAUGCAGAAAUGCGUGAGCCUGGUGCCUGGGGUCACACUGGAUUUAAUAGAAAAGAUUCCCGGCCGGCUGAACGACCGGAGGACGCCCCUGGGAGAACUGAACUGGAUCUUCACAGCCAUCACGGACACCAUCGCGUGGAAUGUGCUCCCUCGGGAUCUCUUCCAAAAGCUCUUCAGACAGGACCUGCUGGUGGCUAGUCUGUUUCGAAACUUUCUCCUGGCAGAAAGGAUCAUGAGGUCCUAUAACUGCACCCCGGUCAGCAGCCCACGCCUGCCCCCCACUUACAUGCACGCCAUGUGGCAAGCCUGGGACCUCGCCGUCGACAUCUGCCUCUCACAGCUACCCACCAUCAUUGAGGAAGGCACCGCAUUUCGGCACAGUCCGUUCUUCGCGGAGCAGCUGACUGCCUUCCAGGUGUGGCUCACGAUGGGCGUGGAGAACCGGAGCCCGCCCGAGCAGCUUCCCAUCGUCCUGCAGGUGCUGCUGAGCCAGGUGCACCGGCUGAGAGCCCUGGACCUGCUGGGACGCUUCCUGGACCUGGGACCCUGGGCGGUGAGCCUGGCUUUGUCCGUGGGCAUCUUCCCGUACGUGCUGAAACUGCUCCAGAGCUCAGCCAGAGAGCUGCGGCCCCUUCUGGUGUUCAUCUGGGCCAAGAUCCUUGCCGUGGACAGUUCGUGCCAAGCUGACCUGGUGAAGGACAACGGUCACAAAUAUUUCCUGUCGGUCUUGGCAGACCCUUACAUGCCAGCCGAACACCGGACCAUGACAGCCUUCAUCCUCGCCGUGAUCGUCAACAGCUACAACACGGGGCAGGAAGCCUGCCUCCAGGGAAACUUGAUCGCCAUCUGCCUGGAGCAGCUCAACGACCCCCACCCCCUGCUGCGCCAGUGGGUGGCCAUCUGCCUGGGCCGCAUCUGGCAGAACUUUGACUCGGCCAGGUGGUGCGGCGUGAGGGACAGCGCACACGAGAAGCUCUGCAGCCUCCUCUCGGACCCCAUCCCUGAGGUGCGCUGUGCGGCCGUCUUCGCCCUUGGCACAUUCGUGGGUAACUCUGCAGAGAGGACUGACCACUCAACCACCAUCGACCACAACGUGGCCAUGAUGCUGGCCCAGCUGAUCAACGACGGAAGCCCCGUGGUCCGCAAGGAGCUGGUGGUGGCCCUGAGUCAUCUUGUCGUUCAGUACGAAAGCAAUUUCUGCACGGUGGCCUUGCAGUUCAUGGAGGAGGAGAAGAACUACCCCCUUCCUUCUCCGGCGACCACAGAGGGUGGGAGUCUGACCCCAGUGCGGGACAGCCCGUGCACCCCCAGACUCCGCUCCGUGAGUUCCUAUGGAAACAUUCGAGCCGUCACCACUGCCAGGAGCUUGAACAAAUCUUUGCAGAACCUGAGCUUGACAGAGGAAUCGGGCAGCUCGGUGGCGUUCUCCCCCGGAAACCUCAGCACGAGCAGCAGCGCCAGCAGCACUCUGGGCAGCCCCGAGAGCGAGGAGUACAUCCUGUCCUUCGAGACCAUCGACAAGAUGCGCCGCGUCAGUUCCUACUCCGCGCUCAACUCCCUCAUCGGUGUUUCCUUCAACAGUGUUUACACUCAGAUUUGGAGAGUCUUAUUGCAUCUGGCUGCAGAUCCCUAUCCAGAUGUUUCCGACUUGGCCAUGAAGGUGCUCAACAGCAUCGCCUACAAGGCCACAGCAAACGCACGGCCGCAGCGGGUCCUGACCACAUCCUCACUCACCCAGUCGGCCCCCGCCAGCCCCACCAACAAGGGCAUCCACAUCCACCAGGCGGGGGGCUCCCCACCGACAUCCAGCGCCAGUAGCUCCAGUCUGACCAAUGACGUGACCAAGCAGCCAGUUGGCCGAGACCUGCCCGCGGGCCGCCCCGGUGGCCCAGGCGCUGCGGGGGUGCAGUACACGCCACACUCCCAGCAGUUUCCCCGCACACGGAAGAUGUUCGACAAGGGCCCAGACCAGACCACCGACGACGCAGACGACGCUGCGGGGCACAGGAGCCUCAUCUCGGCCACGGUGCAGACCGGCUUCUGCGACUGGAGCGCCCGGUAUUUCGCCCAGCCUGUCAUGAAGAUCCCGGAGGAGCACGACCUGGAGAGUCAGGUCCGCAAGGAGCGUGAGUGGCGGUUUCUCCGCAACACGCGGGUCAGACAGCAGGCGCGGCAGCUCAUCCAGAAGGGUAUUGCAAAACUGGACGACCAGAUCUUUCUGAACAGGAACCCCGGCGUCCCCUCCGUGGUCAAGUUCCACCCCUUUACGCCGUGUGUGGCCGUGGCUGACAAAGACAGCAUCUGUUUCUGGGACUGGGAGAAAGGGGAGAAGCUGGACUACUUCCACAACGGGAACCCUCGGUACACCAGGGUCACGGCCAUGGAGUACCUGAACGGCCAGGACUGCUCGCUGCUGCUCACGGCCACGGAUGACGGCGCCAUCAGAGUGUGGAAGAACUUCGCGGAUUUGGAGAAGAACCCAGAGAUGGUGACUGCUUGGCAGGGGCUCUCAGACAUGUUGCCGACAACCAGAGGAGCCGGGAUGGUGGUGGACUGGGAGCAGGAGACCGGCCUCCUCAUGAGCUCAGGGGACGUACGGAUCGUCCGGAUCUGGGACACGGACCGGGAGAUGAAGGUGCAGGACAUCCCCACGGGCGCUGACAGCUGCGUGACAAGCCUGUCCUGUGACUCCCACCGCUCUCUCAUCGUGGCUGGCCUCGGCGAUGGCUCCAUCCGCGUCUAUGACCGGAGGAUGGCACUCAGCGAAUGCCGCGUCAUGACAUACCGGGAGCACACGGCCUGGGUGGUGAAAGCCUACCUCCAGAAGCACCCCGAGGGCCACAUCAUGAGUGUGAGCGUCAACGGGGACGUACGCUUCUUCGACCCUCGGAUGCCCGAGUCUGUGAAUGUCCUUCAGAUCGUGAAGGGGCUCACGGCCCUCGACAUCCACCCCCAAGCAAACCUGAUCGCCUGCGGCUCCAUGAACCAGUUCACGGCGGUCUACAGCGGGAGCGGGGAGCUGGUCAGCCACAUCAAGUACUACGACGGCUUCAUGGGCCAGCGCGUCGGCGCCAUCAGCUGUCUGGCCUUCCACCCGCACUGGCCUCACCUGGCCGUGGGCAGCAAUGACUACUACAUCUCCGUGUACUCGGUGGAGAAGCGCGUCAGAUAGCGGGUGCCCGCCCCGCCAGGCCUCCGUGUACAUAGUGGACCCGCCGCGCCGCCCUGAACACUGGUCCUGACCUGCUGCUGAGGGCUCCAGGAGGCCCCUCACUGUCUGUCCGUCCGUCUGUGGUCACUGUCACGCCCAGGAGCCCAGGGAAGGGGCCUCUGGUGGAGUCCUGCCGUGUGACAGCCCAAGGAUGGUCACAGACAUCCCAGCACCCUUUCCGUCCUGUUUUGCUUCUGAGAUUUUUAAAGAGGGAGACACACUCGUUCUAUUUUGCGAGGGACCCGAGCAUUGGCUCCACAAAAACUCCGAGACAGAAGCCAGCUCCCCAGGGCUUGGCCACCCUGGCAGACGGGGGAGCGCUCGCGCUCAGCAUGGGUCUCUGGGCCGCUGCCUGGCCAUGCGCCGGCCUGGGCCGCCUCCCCCUGGCUGCAAGCUAGCCGGAGCUGUUUUCCGCGCACGCGCUCCUGGGGGCAUUUCCAAGCACCCUGGGAGGCGGGGGCAUUCGAGAGACAGAGCCGGCACGCGGACGAGGAGACAGCCCAAGGCCCCUCGCCAACUGCCAGUCCUUGCCCCACUAGGGGCCUUCGUGGCCAGAUGGUGUGAGGACUGGCAGUGCCCCUCCGCCACGCAGCCCACUGUCCCGGCACAGGCCCUCCUCCUCACAGACCCGCUAGCAGAAGGGGCCUGUGGCUUUGGAUGGGUGAGGCAGGCCGGUGGCCAUUCAGCCACCGUCUUGGGCCACUGGCCCCGCUUUUCUUGAGUGCUGCUGUUCCCCAGGCAGGUGCGGUGACAGCCACCAGGCCUGUGGCCUCCCACACGGGUGUACACGCAUGUGCAGAGCCCAUGGUUUGCACACCCGAGCCCACACACGAGUGCACACUUGUGCGGUCCUGAGGCCUCCCACCCGCACGGGCGUCACACACGUGCACGGUGCAAGGGCAUCUGUGGGUCAGUAGUGGCCCGUCUGCGCCGCCACUCGCCGGUGUCUUGCAGUGAGUAAUGCAGAGAAGGUUCCUGGUGACUGCUUUGGCGUGGGUCAGGGCGUCUGUGCCUGUCUGCACACAGG